Messenger RNA from Lasiodiplodia theobromae, 1317 nucleotides. RefSeq names its product Dash complex subunit ask1. NCBI's taxonomy places the organism in Eukaryota, Fungi, Ascomycota, Dothideomycetes, Botryosphaeriales, Botryosphaeriaceae. The coding region runs from base 1 to 1317 and encodes 438 amino acids. Gene Ontology annotation, cellular component: mitotic spindle; mitotic spindle pole body; DASH complex. Gene Ontology annotation, biological process: attachment of spindle microtubules to kinetochore. The transcript has 2 exons. The record is from RefSeq and is a predicted model, not a curated record.
AUGUCGCGCCCCAGUAGCAUGAUGGCGCAGAACAGCGCAAUGGCCCAGCGCAACCUCACCUUGACCGAGGAGCUGGAGAAACUCGAGCAAUCUAUUACCCUAACACUGCAAGAAAUCGACCACAACUUCAGCCGCGCCCAUCGUAUAGUCACCGGGAGCAUCCUGCCCGUGGUUGAACAGUACGCGAAACACUCCGAGGCCGUGUGGGAGGGCUCCAAAUUUUGGAAGCAAUUCUUCGAAGCCAGCGCCAAUGUCUCGUUGUCUGGUUACGAGGAGCCCGCCGCUGCAGACGACACCACCGACGAUGUGACCCAUGCUUCCGCUGCUUACGACGAUAGCCCUUCGCUUCGUGCCGAUAGUACUCUCCGUUCCGCCACCGGUCGCCCAAGCCAAUUUGACGACGACGACGACGAAGGGCUUGAGGACUCACUACUUUCCUCGCCGUCCAUGGCCAAGACGCCCCGCAACCCUCCCAGAUCCUCUUUCACCGACGAUUAUCCCUCCCCUUACGAGGCGCUGAAGCGUGAGCUACAAGUGGACAAGAGUGAGGGUUCUGGCGGUGGUGAAGAUGACAUGUCGUCCGAGGCGAGCGGCUUGCCCGAGGAAGGUACUGUCCUCGGCGCUCCAACAACUCCUGGAAAGGUCUCGCAAUCCGUCCUACCCGACAUGUCCAUGACGCCAGAGUCGUCUCCAUUCGCGCCUGGCUCAAACGAUCAGCACACGCGUCACACACGUUACGACUCUAACAACGACCCUCUCCUUCAUCGCAUGCUCGACAAGACGUAUCGAAUCGCUGCUACGCCGCACACAGCACGGAAGACGCACUCUGGUGGUGCCGGUACCAAUGCCGCCACUCCCGGGACUGCCAAUCGCACGAGGCGACGCCUGGCGUUCGACUCCUCGCCUAUGUCGUCUCCUGAGGCACCUGCUCCACAACUGCGCGCCGAUAUAUUCUCUCCCGUCAAGACGCCACGAACCCCGGGUGUUAGCGUCUAUCAACAACACCGAACACCCGGCAAGAGUGGUGGCGGCGGACUUGGUACGGCCAGCAAAUUCACCGGCGGAGCCAAGAGCGUUGGAGACUUCAUUACAUGGGACAGCGACAGUGAGGGUGAGACCGAAUUUAGUCCACCUAAGACGAUGCAGUUCCACGUUCCUCAGAGCCGCCUCAUGCAAACCCCUGCACGUGAGGCAAGCAAGAAGAUUGUUGAGGACCUGCUGCUGACCGCGGGUGGAGGAGAGCUGACGGAUUCGAACAUGACGGAAGAUAGCCCGAGCAUUGUGCGCAGGAACCUGGAUCUUGAUGACAGCUUUUAG